Messenger RNA from Umbelopsis ramanniana AG, 1652 nucleotides. RefSeq lists its product as uncharacterized. The coding region runs from base 29 to 1447 and encodes 472 amino acids. Gene Ontology annotation, cellular component: proteasome regulatory particle, lid subcomplex; cytoplasm; nuclear proteasome complex. The transcript is spliced from 7 exons. The record is from RefSeq and is a predicted model, not a curated record. Lineage: Eukaryota; Fungi; Mucoromycota; Umbelopsidomycetes; Umbelopsidales; Umbelopsidaceae.
ACUCGAUUCAUUACUACUGAACACAACUAUGUCAGACGGCAAACUAGAGAAAAUGGAUAAGGACUUUAGUCCUCAGGUAGACCAGCUUCUUCCGGAGACUGAGAGCCUCCAACAGCAAGGAAAGCUUCAGGAAGCCUUGGAGAAACUCUUGGUUCUCGAGAAACAAGCUCGUAUGGCUGCAGAUCAGUCAUCUACUGGUCGAAUCCUCGUUCAAGUAGUCAAGUUAUGCUACGAAGCUCGCGAUUGGAAAUUGCUUAACGAACACGUUAUACUUUUGUCAAAGAAGCAUGGCCAGCUCAAGGGGGUAUGUAAUUCCACUUUAUACCCACGUAUUACUACAUCAAAUAUGACAAUCGUGUUAACGAACGCAUCGCUUGAACAGGCAACUACCAAAAUGGUGCAAGAAGCCAUGUCACAUCUUGAUGACACUCCCGACAUGGAAACGAAACUAGAACUCAUUGACACACUUCGUACAGUUACAGAGGGCAAAAUUUUUGUAGAAGUUGAGAGAGCAAGGUUGACGAGAAUGCUUUCCAAGAUCAGAGAAGAUGAAGGAAAGAUCGACGAGGCAGCAGAUAUCUUGCAGGAGUUGCAAGUGGAGACAUUUGGAUCUAUGGAAAAGCGAGAGAAAACCGACUUCAUCUUGGAACAAAUGAGAUUACUCCUCGCCAAGCGUGAUUACACUAGAACUCAGAUUAUGUCCAAGAAAAUUAAUACUCGAUUUUUCAAGGAGGAAGAAAAUGAGGAUUUGAAACUUCGAUUCUACGAUCUGAUGAUACAACACGCCAUGCACGAAGAGCAAUAUCUCAAUGUCUGUAAAUUUUAUCGAGCAGUGUACGAUACCAAAUCAAUCCAAGAUGACGAAAAGAAAUGGACUGAAGUUCUCAAGAAUGUUAUUUUGUUCAUUGUCCUUGCACCUUAUGACAAUGAACAAUCUGAUCUCUUGCACCGUAUAUACAGCGACCCCAAUGUCAGCAAGAUCCAAUUGUACAAUGACCUUGCAAAAUGCUUUGUAACGAAUGAGUUGAUGCGCUGGCCAAAGAUUGAGGAGAUAUAUGGAUCCACAUUGAAGGAGACCGAAGUGUUUUCACCAAAAGACGAGGCGGGUCAAAAGCGAUGGAGCGAACUCCAUAAGCGAGUGAUUGAGCACAAUAUCCGAGUUAUUGCUAAAUAUUACACACGCAUCACUACCAAGCGAUUAACGCAGUUGCUAGAUUUGAACGAACAGGACGCCGAAGAAUUCUUGUCCAAACUGGUCGUUUCCAAAACCAUUCAUGCCAAAAUUGAUCGACCAGCCGGUAUCAUAUCUUUCCAAGUCAACAAGACUGCAAACCAGAUUCUGAAUGACUGGUCAAGCGAUAUCAACUCACUAUUGGGACUGAUAGAAAAGACAUGCCAUUUGAUUUCGAAAGAGGAAAUGGUGCACAGUAUUGCUAAAGCUAUGUAAAGCAGCUGCUGAACCGUUGAGUCAUGGCUUGUCAAAUUUGUAACGUCACGUCGUGACUGCUCUUUCUCCCAACAACUUGAAUAAAAUAAACCUUCUCGCAAUACCAGUCUCCUCUCAGCAUAAAAUAAUAGAUCAUGAGUGCGGAAGAACAAUCCAACGCUCAAAUUGAAGAGCUUACGCAGAGAACCGAAGAAGUUGUCUUGGG